AUGGACAUGGACAUGGACGUGGACGUGGACGUGGACGUGGACGUGGACGCGGACGCGGACGCGGACGUGGACGCGGACAUGGACGUGGACGUGGACAUGGACGUGGAUGUGGACGUAAGGAGUGCAAAUAACAUGGACGUGGUCGUGGACGUGGACGUGGACGUGGAUAUGGACAUGGACGUGGACAUGGACGUGGACGUGGACAUGGACGUUGACGUGGACAUGGACGUGGACAUGGACGUGGACGUGGACGUGGACAUGGACGUGGACGUGGACGUGGUCGUGGACGUGGACGUGGACGUGGACGUGGACAUGGACGUGGACAUGGACGUGGACGUGGACGUGGAAUUGGACGUGGACAUGGACGUGGACGAAGACAUGGUCGUGGACGUGGACGUGGACGUAGACAUGGACGUAGACGUGGACGUGAAGGUGGACAUGGACGUGGACCUGGUCGUGGACGUGGACGUGGACGUGGACAUGGACGUGGACGUGGACGUAGACGUAGACAUGGUCGUGGACGUGGACAUGGACAUGGACGUGGACGUGGACGUGGACGUAGACGUGUACGUGGACGUGGACGUGGACGUGGACGUGGAAGUGGACGUGGACGUGGACGUGGAGGACUUGGACGUGGACGUGGACGUGGAUGUGGACGUGGACGUGGACGACUUGGACGUGGACAUGGACGUGGACAUAGACGUGGACAUAGACGUGGACGUGGACGUAGACAUGGACGUAGACGUGGACGUGGACGUAGACAUGGACAUGGACGUGGACGUGGACGUGGACGUGGACGUGGACCUGGAUAUGGACGUGGACGAAGACAUGGUCGUGGACGUGGACGUGGACGUGGUCGUGGUCGUGGACGUGGACAUGGACGUGGACGUGGACAUGGACGUGGACGUGGACAUGGACGUGGACGAAGACGUGGUCGUGGACAUGGACGUGGACGUGACGUGGACGAACAUGGACGUGGACGUGGACGUGGACGUGGACAUGGACGUGGGCGUAGACGUGGACGUGGACAUGGACGUGGACAUGGACGUGGACGUGGACGUGGACGUGGACGAAGACAUGGUCGUGGACGUGGACGUGGACGUGGACGUGGACAUCGACGUGGACGUGGACGUGGACAUCGACGUGGACGUGGAUGUGGACUUGGACGUGGACGUGGACGUGGACAUGGACGUGGACGUGAACGUGGACGUGGACGUGGACAUGGACAUGGACGUGGACGUGGACGUGGACAUGGUCGUGGACAUGGACGUGAACGUGGACAUGGACGUGGACGUGGACAUGGACGUGGACGUGGUCGUGGACGUGGACGUGGACGUGGACGUGGACAUGGUCGUGGACGUAGACAUGGACGUGGACGUGGACAUGGACGUGGACGUGGAGGUGGACGUGGACAUGGACGUGGACGUGGACAGGGGAAGAGCGGAUGGAAACGCGGAGGAGGACAUGGACGUGGACAUGGACGUGGACGUGGACGUGGACGUGGACAUGGACGUGGACAUAGACGUGGACGUGGACGUGGACAUGGACGUGGACGUGGACAUGGACGUGGACGUAGACGUGGACGUGGACAUGGACGUAGACGUGGACGUGGACGUGGACGUGGACGUGGACGUAGACGUGGACGUGGACGUGGACGUGGACGUAGACGUAGACGUGGACGUGGACGUGGACAUGGACGUGGACGUGGAUGUGGACGUUGACGUGGACAUGGACGUGGACGUGGACGUGGACGUGGACGUGGAGGAGUUGGACGUGGACAUGGACGUGGACAUGGACGUGGACGUGGACGUGGACAUGGACGUGAACGUGGACGUGGACAUGGACGUGGACGUAGACGUGGGCGUGGACAUGGACGUCGACGUGGACGUGGUUGUGGACGUGGACGUAGACGUAGACGUGGACGUGGACGUGGACAUGGACGUAGACGUGGAGGUGGACGUGGACGUGGACAUGGACGUGGACGUGGAUGUGGACGUUGACGUGCAGGAGUUGGACGUGGACAUGGACGUGGACAUGGACAUGGACGUGGAAGUGGACGUGGACGUGGACGUGGAGAACUUGGACGUGGACAUGGACGUGAACGUGGACGUGGACAUGGACGUGGAGGACUUGGACGUGGACAUGGACGUGGACGUGGACGUGGACAUGGACGUGGGCGUGGACAUGGAGGUGGACGUGGACGUGGACGUGGACAUGGACGUGGACGUGGACGUGGACGUGGACAUGGUCGUGGACAUGGACAUGAACAUGGACAUGGACGUGGACGUGGACGUGGACGUGGACGUGGUCGUGGACGUAGACGUGGACGUGGACGUGGACGUGGUCGUGGACGUGGACGUGGACGUGGACGUGGACAUGGACGUGGACGUGGACGUGGACGUGGAGGUGGAGAUGGACGUGGACGUGGACGUGGACGUGGACGUGGACGUCGACGUGGACGUGGUCGUGGACGUGGACAUGGACGUGGACGUGGACGUGGACAUGGACGUGGACGUGGACGUGACGUGGACACGUGGACAUGGACGUGGACGUGGACGUGGACGUGGACAUGGACGUGGACGUGGACGUGGACGUGGACUGGGACGUGGACGUGGACGUGGAGUGGACGUGGACGUGGACGUGGACAUGGACGUAGACGUGGACGUGGACGUGGACAUGGACGUGGACGUGGACGUGGACGUGGACGUGGACGUGGACGUGGACAUUGACGUGGACGUGGACGUAGACGUGGACAUGAACGUGGACGUGGACGUGGACGUGGACGUGGAGGUGGACGUGGACGUGGACGUGGAGGUGGACGUGGACGUGGACGUGGACGUGGUCGUGGACGUGGACAUAGACGUGGACGUGGACAUGGACGUGGACGUGGACGUGACGUGGACGUGGACGUGGACGUGGACGUGA
Closterium sp. NIES-65 is the source of this 2925-nucleotide messenger RNA. The record is from the annotation of a GenBank genome assembly. NCBI's taxonomy places the organism in Eukaryota, Viridiplantae, Streptophyta, Zygnematophyceae, Desmidiales, Closteriaceae.